AUGACAAGAAAGACCACUCGUUCGGCAUCCAACAUCUCCAGCCAACCAUCUUUUACCGAUGCUGCGCCUGAGGUGUACGCUUCGUACGAGCGUCCAUUUCUAAUGGUCUUUGGCUUGUCACGAGAAUUCUUUGAUGGUCUAAAGAAGCACCAUGGCAAACUACCCAAACAACGCAGAAAUCUCGACAACGCUGAACAGGAGUCCCCAACAUCAGAUGAAGAAUCUGAAUCUGAAGCAGAAGAAAGUGCAAACGAGAGUGAGGAAUCUGCUGACGCGACACCCACUGUGUCUCAUGCCACGCCAAGAGGCCGAGGCCGUGGUGGGCGCGGAGGACGCGGAGGACGAGGAGGGCGAGGAAGAGGUGCUCGCGGGAGAGGAAGAGGAGGCCGAGCUCGUGGAGGCAUGGUUCGAGCUGCUUCGCCCAUCCGAUCUCGUCCAUUGCGCACAGCAGCUCCCACGUUUCCGCUCACAGAAGAAGACGAUGGUCCGUCCAAUCAGACAACGCCAAACGGCGCUAAGCCCUCCCCCCAGCCUAACGAGGACGACCUCGUGACCGAGGAAUCCGAAUUGGCCAACUCCCACGACCUUGGAAGCGAAGAGGAUGCAGACAGUGAUGUCGAAGAAGAGUCUAUAGGGAGCGCGCACUUGGAGUCGAUGACUCCAGCUGGUUCACCCCCAUCAUCCACUACGCCCCAUGGUUCUCCUCCCGAAGGUUUACUCAACGCUAUACUGGACGGCUCAUACACUCCUUCGUUGGCUGCAGAGUCUCGCACUAAACCAUCAUCGAGGUCUACAACGAAGACAAGGGUCCCGAAGAUCUCUUUCACAGCGAUCUCAGCAUCUCAAACGCCUCGGGAGUCAGCCUCAACACCAGCAGAAUCUGCUGCGGUCAAACGGCUCAAUCCCGAGGACGACAUACUCACCGAAGAGGAUCUCCCUGGCCCUUGGGUUCAUGACGUCAGCCCACAAGCCUUCGAUGACUGCGAAGAUCUGGCCGACUAUCUUCUGCAGCGGAAAUUUGAGGCGAUGCCCGAUGUCACCAAAAUUAUCGCAGCUUUCAACAAAUUCUCAGCCUCUCAACGAAGCACCAAAAACUUGUAUGCACUGGCCGAGAACGCACAGUACAUUCUCAAAUGUUGGCAGGACGAGUACCUGGAGUUGGAUGCGCGAACAGCGCCCCACAUGCACCCGCCAAAAAAGGCCUGCAACAGUGGGCGUAUCCCCGUGGCACCGCAGUUGUUCGAAGAUGCGAAAGAGGCAGAUUUAUAUGGCUACACCUUCGAUCCCAAGAAACCGCCAGGGUGUCAAGACCCAUGGGUUCAACGUCCGGGGGCCGAAAAAAGCGGCGGUCGAGAGCUCCGAACACGCCGUGCGCGGGACAUGCUGGAUUCUGCGGCUCCGAGCGAAGAGGAUGAGGAGGAUAACGAAGGCCGCUUAUCGAGGCGACAACGGAAAGCGCCUCGCAAAUUCGAUGGCACUGAUGCUGUGACAGGAGCUACAACUCCAAAGAAACAUAAUGGGUGGGGUGGCGCCCGGAAAAAGGGCGUCAGCAGAUUCGCCAUGCCUGCAUCCGAAACGCCAGAGCCUGACAGUAGGCCAGUCAAACGCGCCAGAACUGCAGCGGCUUCGGCUCUACAUCAGCGCCUCGUUCACGAAAGUGUGCGUGAGGGCUCAGUAGCCACAACAUCCGGUGAUGAGGGUUCUUCAACCAUGGACGUUGAAGAGUACACGGAUGCAAGCACAAAACGCGGGCGACCGCCAGGAAGCAAAAACACAGGGCGGCGUAGUGAUUUUGGUAUCAAGAAGGGGCCACGGAAGAAGACCAGCGAAGUCAAUACACCAGUACCAUCAGCGCACGGUCCGAAUGCUCCACCCCCAGCAUUGCAGUCGUUGAGCGCAGGUCAAGCUACACCGCAACCUGCAGCUACACAAGAGGGUACGCUCGUACACCCAAGUGAGUCGAGCACACCAGAUGCUUACAUGAUCACUGCUCCAUUAAGCCAGUACACCAACAAUCAUGCCGAGGAUUCUAGCCCUGCAUCUGGAUCGAGACGGAAGCCGCGUGUCAAGAGUGAAAAGCGGAGUCAGUCGAUGACUAUCUGGUGGGCUGAGCGUAAAGCGCGCAAGAAAGAGCAAGAUGAGAAGGAAGGCAGGCCUGCAAAACCACCAACCUCAAGAUCGAACUCUUCAAGCGGACGGCGAGGUGGUCGAGCAGCUGGAGGGCCGAGUGCGACAGCAACGCCCGCAUCGACCCCUCCAGAAGCGCAGCGACCUUCUCUCAUGCACCAUCAUCAAGACCACUACCCGCCAGACGCCUAUCCUAUGCAUGCACACUUGCCUCCACUAUCAGCUCCAUCUCCGCAUAUGAUGUACGCUUCAGCGCCGUUACAGCACCCUAUGAUGUUGCAGUAUUCUCCGCUUGCUGCUCUCCCUUCUGGGACAUUUCCGGGAUACUCUGGCCCGCCAUCGCUUCAUGGACACCUUGGACCUCGAACACUUGCUCCCGCUCCACAGCAACUGCCCACCUACCCAAGUCCUUACGGGCCACAAAGCCCUGUUGGAUCCCGACCGAGGAGCAGCGGUCGUAACGGUCCACCACCCUUGGCGCCUGCACCGCCGCAGCACUAUAGUCCGUAUCCACCAGUGAGUAUGGGCAGGGAGAUGCCCUUCAAGGUCAUGGUACCGGGCCCUCCGCCUCACGAUGACAGAAGAGGCAGCCGUUAG
This is a messenger RNA of Ascochyta rabiei, 2724 nucleotides long. RefSeq lists its product as uncharacterized. The record is from RefSeq and is a predicted model, not a curated record. The transcript has 3 exons. NCBI's taxonomy places the organism in Eukaryota, Fungi, Ascomycota, Dothideomycetes, Pleosporales, Didymellaceae. Bases 1 to 2724 code for a protein of 907 amino acids.